AUGAAAUCCCUCCUCUCCUUUCUCCCUCUUAUUCUCUCCCUCUUCCCCCCCGCCGCCCUCGCCGCCACCCGCACCUCCCCCCCAUCCACCACGUGCCUCACCGUCGGCCCCUCCUCAUCCCAAAAAUUCUCCACAAUCCAAUCCGCCAUCAACGCCCUCUCCACCACCUCUUCCAGCCCCCAAUGCAUCUUCAUCUACCCCGGCACUUACCGUGAACAAGUCCUCAUCCCCUCUCGCGCCGCGCAACUAUCCAUUUACGGAUCAACCACCUCCACGCUUAGCUACGCUUCCAACGCCGUCACUAUUUUGUCGUCGAAAUCGCAGGCGGACGGGUUAACGAAUGAUGAGACGGCCACACUGAGGGUGAAGAGCAAGAAUGCGCGAUUGUAUAAUUUGAAUGUGGAGAAUGGGUAUGGAAAAGGAAGUCAGGCGGUAGCGUUGAGUGUCUAUGCGGAGGGCGUGGGGGUUUAUGGCUGUCAGUUGAAGGGGUUUCAGGAUACGGUUUUGGCGCAGGAGGGGGCGCAGGUUUAUGCUAGGUCCCUGAUCCAAGGAGCCACGGACUUCAUCUUCGGCCAACGAGCACCAGCCUGGUUCGAAAAAUGCGACAUCAGAGUUGUUGCCGCCAGCAUUGGAUACAUCACUGCCUCCGGCCGCGACUCCUCCACCAACCCAAACAACUACGUGUUCAACGCCUGCACCAUCGCCGCCGCCGACGGCCACUCGAUCUCCUCGGGCGCCUACUACCUCGGUCGUCCCUGGCGCGAAUACGCCCGCGUGACGUUCCAAAAGACCAGCAUGACCAACGUCAUCAACGCUGCCGGGUGGAAGAUCUGGAAUACGGGCGACGAGAGGACCAGCAAUGUUGCGUUUACCGAGUAUGCUAAUACCGGUGCCGGAGCCAGUGGGACGAGAGCGGGGUUUAGUAGUAAGUUGGGUGCUGCGGUCAAGAUUGAGAGUGUUUUGGGGAGCGGGUAUGCUGGUCAGGGGUACUAUGAUGGUAGUUAUAUGUAA
Molecule: messenger RNA, 1011 nt
Organism: Sordaria macrospora k-hell
Lineage: Eukaryota; Fungi; Ascomycota; Sordariomycetes; Sordariales; Sordariaceae
Biological process (GO): pectin catabolic process; cell wall modification
Molecular function (GO): pectinesterase activity
Source: RefSeq, a predicted model, not a curated record